AGAGCUAAAUCCAAAACCCUCCCUCCCUCUCUCUCUCUCCAAAGCGUACACCGUCUCUCUCUAAUUUCCGGCGGAAGAAGAAGAGAUGGGCAAGGGUCCAGGUCUUUACUCCGACAUCGGCAAGAAAGCUAGAGAUCUUCUCUACAAGGACUACCAAUCCGAUCAUAAGUUCACCGUCACCACAUACACUUCCAAUGGAAUGGCCAUUACUUCAACGGGAACUAAGAAAGGCGACUUUUUUUUGGCUGAUGUGAGCACCAAGUUGAAGAACAAAAACAUCACAACUGACAUAAAAGUGGACACGAAGUCCAAUCUUCUCACAACCAUUACUGUGGAUGAACCUGCACCUGGACUGAAGACGAUCUUUAGCUUUGUUGUUCCCGACCAAAAAUCUGGCAAGGUGGAACUUCAGUACUUGCAUGAGUAUGCUGGAAUUAGUACUAGCAUUGGUCUUACUGCAAGUCCCAUUGUCAACUUCUCUGGCGUGGCUGGGAACAAUAUGGUUUCUUUUGGGACUGAUCUCUCAUUCGACACUGCUACUGGAAACUUCACCAAAUGCAAUGGUGGAAUAAGUUUCUCCACAUCCGAUCUAGUUGCUUCGUUGACAUUGAAUGAAAAAGGUGACACCCUUACUGCUGCUUACUAUCACACAGUUAGCCCUUUGACCAAUACAGCUGUUGGUGCGGAGUUGACCCAUAGCUUCUCAAGCAACGAGAAUACUCUCACCAUUGGGACACAGCAUGCAUUGGACCCCCUAACCACAGUAAAGGCUCGGGUGAACAACUAUGGCAAAGCAACCGCUCUCAUUCAGCAUGAGUGGCGUCCAAGAUCCCUCUUCACCAUUUCGGGAGAAGUGGACACCACAGCAAUUGAAAAAAGUGCCAAGGUUGGAUUAGCUUUGGCUCUUAAGCCAUGAAUUUAGCAAUCACCCCCUGUUUUGAGUGGAAGGCUGGCCGGCUUUUUGUAUGCUGCAGAGCAAUAAAGUAGGAAGAACGACUUUAGAACAGUCGUGUGGUGGUAUUGGUUCCCUUAAACCUCGGUGGUUUUAUGGAUUUGUAUUAGAUAACCUUUGGCCGGCGGAACGAACCAGUAGAACCAUUUUUCUUCACAUUUUUUCCAUUGAUCCAUUAUAAGUUUAAUGCUGGAUUAAUUUUUCGAACUGAAAUCUUUUAAUGUGGCACACAACUUGAUACAUUUUGUUUCCUGUACUUCAAGCUUCAUAAACAUAUGGCUCGUGCUGUAGUGUAGUUGGACACAAAAUCCACUGGCUUGUUGAAGAACAGGUUUAGAAUCCAGUGGUGAUGCUGCAUCGGCAAUAUGAUUUUAUGUGGUAUAAGUGUCUGAUACACUUUUAGACGCAACUUGUCGUUCAAUCUUUGUAUCUAUAGCUAUCUAGCGUAGUACACGGAAACAGUAUUUCCACUUGCAAGGUAAUUUUGCAUAUGCUUGACCCUCAAUUCAGCAAUGGGAAGGUCCUUUGUGCAGUGGAUCGCCCUUUUCACCUGGUUUAGUGUCACUUCCUAAUUGACUUGAGUGCAGAAUAAUGGGUCUUAGUGACACCUUGCACCAAGGCAUGUCAUGAGUUGGAAGCAAUGUAAUACGGCUAAGGUGUUCGAUAGAUUGUGAGCACUAUAGCGGCCAUGUGACUACGUGAGUAUGACAAUGUGUGGCGGGUUCAAUUGAGGUAAUAUUGGUGCAUAACUCUGAAUUGCAUGGCAUGGAUUGGACCCAGCAGGUUUGAUGGCUCGUGGGCAAGGACUAACUGCUGAAUUGAAGGCACUUAGUUGGCACAUGACUAGCACAUGCAUGUGACCAAACAAUUGAAGACAGUUGCUGUACAAGACUUGGUCAAGGAGGGCAGUUGUUGGCGGAUAAACCAUAACCUAGUCAUGGGCAAGCAAAAAGAGGCCGUUACCACUUCAGGUGCUGAAAUGGGAGAAUUACAUGUUAGUUGUCGAGCAGAGAAACAGCCUGGCUAAAAUUCAAUAUAAGGUUUGGGAGUACUUUCUUUGUAAUUUCAUGUGUGGCCUUUGUGUGAGUGUCUAUGUUCCUAUAUUC
Molecule: messenger RNA, 2058 nt
Organism: Ilex paraguariensis (yerba mate)
Lineage: Eukaryota; Viridiplantae; Streptophyta; Magnoliopsida; Aquifoliales; Aquifoliaceae
Source: the annotation of a GenBank genome assembly